This is a messenger RNA of Spodoptera littoralis (African cotton leafworm), 4434 nucleotides long. The record is from the annotation of a GenBank genome assembly. Lineage: Eukaryota; Metazoa; Arthropoda; Insecta; Lepidoptera; Noctuidae.
AUGGAUCCUGGAUAUUUUGAUAUUGAGAGGAAGCAGAACCCGAGGGAGACUGCUAGUUUACUGUCGAAGUUUUGUUUCUGGUACACAAGGCCGAUUUUCGCAAAAGGCAGGAAAGGUCAGCUGAGCAUAUCAGAUGUUUAUAGAUGUACACCGGGCCACAAGGCGGCGCCGCGCGGUGACACUAUGGGCGUACAAUGGAGGAAACAGUUGCAGAAAAAAGAGAAAGGCAAGCAGCCGUCCCUGUUGCGUGCAAUAAUUCGCACUCACGGGACCAAAUUCAUCAUAGGAAAUAUUAUUUACGCCAUACUAGAUGCAUCUAUUAGAUUAUCAAUACCAAUGUGCUUAGAAGGUCUAAUCAAUUACUUCUCUCCGUCCCACGCCGGCGUGAAAGCUAACGAAGCGUAUCUAUACGCUGUCGGCGUAGUCGGUCUAAUGGCGUUGAGCGCUAGUUUAGUGCACCCCAUGUUGCUGUGGCUGCUGGAUAUGGCUAUGAAAGUGCGCGUCGCUUGUGGAUCACUUAUUUAUAGAAAGUUACUCCGCCUAGAUUUAACCAAAGGAGGGAAAGCGUCAGAAGGUUUAGCGGGCCACGUAGUGAACCUUCUGACGACAGACGCGCAAAGGUUCGACAUGGCCAGUCUGUUCAUGGUGGACCUGGUCCGGACCCCGAUAGAGAGCACCUUGAUAGUCUACCUCAUGUACCGGCAGAUUGGGGUCGCUACCCUCAUUGGGGUCGCGUUUCUACUCAUGUUUAUACCUUUACAAGGUUACCUAGGAAAAAUAUCUAGCAAAUUACGUCACCAAACAGCGAUACGGACGGACAAUCGUAUAAGACUGAUGAACGAAGUCAUACAAAGCAUCGAGGCUAUCAAGAUGUACGCGUGGGAGAACGCAUUCGCUAAAAUUAUUGGCAAGGCCAGGAAAAAAGAGAUGAACGUAAUAAAAAAAAUGUCAUGGCUACGAGCCGUGAUGAUAUCCUGCGUCAAAUUAAACACCAAAGUUGCCAUUCUACUAAGCAUAAUGUCUUAUAUAUCGUUCCAAAACGAAUUGACGGCUGCUAAAGUAUUCGUUAUAUUUUCGUACUAUGAAAUCCUGAAGUACACACUUGUCGAUUUCCUCCCGCUCGCAAUCACGUUCACUUUGGAGGCCUAUGUGAGUGUUAAAAGGAUGCAGGAGUUUCUCCUUCUCCCUGAGGUGGACAACCAGGAUGGAGUGGAUUUACUGAACAUCGAAGAGAAGUUGGUACAGUCCAAUGGCGUGUUUGAGAAGAUUGGUAAUGGCCAGCAAGCGUACAUCAAAUCGGAGACGAACCUGGAACAGAUGAAGCCACCGGUGCUGAUAGCCAUGAAGGACUACACGGCGCACUGGAAGAACGUGGACGACGAGGGUGUUGAUGGCAAGAUACCGGCUCUGGAGGACAUUAAUUUAACCAUAAAACCGGACACUCUAACGACGGUGGUGGGCACAGUGGGGUCUGGCAAGUCCACGCUACUGCAGGCGAUGUUGAGGGAACUGACGCCCACCACGGGACAUCUCCACGUCCACGCCAUCGUGGCGUAUGCGUCGCAGGAACCGUGGCUGUUCGAGGCUUCUGUCCGUCAAAACAUCCUCUUCGGUCAGGACAUGGACCUGCGCAGGUACAAGCAGGUGAUCAAGUGCUGCCAACUCAAGACUGACCUGGAGAUACUGCCACAUGGAGACAAGACUGUCGUGGGAGAACGAGGUGCCUCCCUGUCGGGCGGGCAGCGCGCCAGGAUAUCGUUAGCGCGGUGUGUGUACCAGAAUGCUGACGUAUACCUGCUCGACGAUCCACUCGCUGCUGUCGAUGCUAAGGUGGCCCAAGCGAUAUACGAGGAUUGCAUCCGUAAUUUCCUCCGCGACAAGGCGACAGUACUAGUCACACAUCACGUGCAGUACGCGAAACAUGCCCACAAUGUCUGCGUCAUGAGGUCCGGCAGAAUCGUAGCUCAAGGCACAUACCACGAGUUGAAGAAUGGAGUAGCAGAGUUCGAGAAGUUGAUAGAGAUGGGGGAGAAGGUGGAAGAAGAGAAGCAGAAACAGAAGAGUUAUGAGAACACUGAGAGCGUGGAACACAGUUACAACAAGCUCCGUUCUCAAAGGUCUAUGUCUGAAGCGUCGCAGCUGUCUUUCAACCUGGAUCUAGAUAACAACCUAGAUCCGAAAUAUGAAGGUGAAAGUCAAAAGAAAGGUUCAGUAGACAACAGCGUGUACGUGGCUUACAUCCGUAGUGGGGGGAGCACGCUGUCGAUGGCCCUGCUGAUACUACUGUUCCUAUUGGCGCAAUUCUUCUACUCCUCCACCGACGUAUGGCUGAAGGAAUGGGUAAACUUAGAAGAAGCGAAUAGCGCAAUAACCGUAGCUAACGCUGCUAAUGCAACACAAACGACGAACACUACUGGAGAACCGCCUGUAGUGCCGCCGGUAACAAACUUUGAAGAUAUCCCAUCUAACCGGUUCCACCUGACCCGGGAGCAGUGCCUGUACAUCUAUGGCGGACUGAUCGGUAUCUGCAUAGUGUUCACGUGGAACAAACUCGUCAUAUUCUACAACACCUGCAUCAGGGCAUCCGUCGCUCUACACGACAAUAUGUUCAGGGGAGUGACGAGUGCUCCGAUGUGGUUCUUCCACCACAAUCCUUCAGGCCGUAUCCUCAACCGGUUCUCCAAGGACAUGGGGCAGGUCGACACCUUACUGCCCGUCGCACUCGUCGACUGUCUCGGGUUUUUCCUAGAAGUGAUAGCGAUCCUGGUGGUGGUGUGCCUGGUGAACUGGUGGCUCCUGCUGCCGACGGGCGUGGUGGCCGUGCUACUGUUCCUGCUGAGGGACCUGUUCCUCAAUACCAGUCGGGAGCUCAAGAGGAUCGAGGCUAUUGCUCGAAGUCAGUCCCUGAACCACCUUCAAGCGACGGUAUCAGGUCUAACCACCAUCCGCGCCGCCAGACAACACCAGCGCACUCUAGCGAGGGAAUUUGACAAACAACAGGACCUUCAUUCUUCAGCCUGGACCCUAGUCCUGAACACUAAUCGAGCAUUUGGAUUCUGGAUGGAUAUGAUCUGCUGUUUAUAUCUCGCUUUUGUGACCUUCAGCUUCUUUUUGUUCGCGUCUGAAGACACGCUAGGCGGUAACGUGGGUUUGGCGAUAACGCAGGUGAUAGGUCUGGUCGGCAUGUGUCAGUACGGAAUGAGACAGACUGCUGAAGUUGAAAACCAGAUGACUUCUGUUGAAAGAAUACUAGAAUAUACCAACUUGCCUCCUGAAAACCCAGUAGAUGUGGACAAGGACGCACUGAAGAAGGAGCACCCAGAACUUGACUUCGACAAGUGGCCGACGAAAGGUGAAAUAAUAUUCGAGGACGUGUCUCUAGAGUAUGAGAAGCCCCCGGGUGCAGGCGGGGAGCCCGCGUACGCUAUCAGGGGAGUGAACUUCACAGUCAACGCGGCUGAGAAGGUCGCUGUAGUGGGACGGACUGGGGCAGGGAAGAGCUCGCUACUGAGUGCGCUGUUCAGGCUAGCCCGCGUGUCAGGCUCGGUCCGCGUGGACGGCGUGUCGGCUCAGGCCGCUGGGCUGCGCGCGUGGCGCUCCCGCCUGUGUGCGCUGCCGCAGCGCCCUGCACUGUUCGCGGCCGCACUCAGGGACAACCUCGACCCGGAGGGGGUCUAUACUGACGCUGACAUAUAUAGGGCGUUGGAUCAGGUGGAACUAAGAGAAAUGGUAAGCAAGAUGCCAGCCGGCCUGAAUACUAAGGUGGGGGACGGAGGGGGGAACCUCUCCGCGGGACAGAGACAACUCAUCUGUCUCGCUCGCGCCGCCCUCGCAGGGUGCAAGGUUCUAGUACUUGAUGAGGCAACUGCCAAUGUUGAUACUGACACGGACAAGCACAUACAGCGCACGAUCCGCACAAAGUUCGCCCAGUCCACAGUACUCACCAUCGCGCACAGACUCAACACUGUCAUGGACUACGACCGAGUCAUUGUUAUGGACAAAGGUCGUGUGGCGGAGUCGGGGCACCCAUUCGAGUUACUGACGCAGGCCAGUACUCAACGGAAGGAUGACACCGCCGCACUGCCCAGGAACAGGAUACUGUCUAAGAGCCAGUCUUCCCUGUUUGGCCGCCAGGCGCCGCUAGCAAUCCCCGAGAACUUCACGUUCGAGCCGAGUACAGCUCCCAGUACCGACCAGAACGAAACACUCGUGUUGGCUAGAGACAGGAUACGGACUUACUCUGGACGGUCGGAGGUAUCAGAGCCAGAGAGCGGCGGUAUCUUCAAGACGCUGGUGGAACAGACCGGGCAGGAGACUGCCGCCCUACUGUAUAAGAUGGCUGAAGAGCUACAACAAAAUGCUGGAAUCGAAGAAGAAUUCGUGAAUUUACACAACAAUGUACUGGUCUCGAUACAUUCCUGCCUAGUGCCUUAA